This is a messenger RNA of Fundulus heteroclitus (mummichog), 2275 nucleotides long. It is a transcript of the gene septin2, whose product is annotated as septin 2. The transcript is spliced from 13 exons. The record is from RefSeq and is a predicted model, not a curated record. The coding region runs from base 238 to 1353 and encodes 371 amino acids. NCBI's taxonomy places the organism in Eukaryota, Metazoa, Chordata, Actinopteri, Cyprinodontiformes, Fundulidae. Gene Ontology annotation, molecular function: molecular adaptor activity; GTPase activity; GTP binding. Gene Ontology annotation, cellular component: septin complex; cell division site; synaptic vesicle. Gene Ontology annotation, biological process: cell division; cilium assembly; regulation of exocytosis.
CUCCGGUGGAGCUGCUGCCUCCUCUCCUCUCCUCUCCUCUCCUCCUCUCCUGGUGCAUUGUGGUCUCUGCGCUAAAGGAAGCUGCUGCUGCACCGGAAUCUGAAGAAUUUGAGGCGUCCGCCAAGUCUGCUCUCCGUCGGCUGCUCGUCUCUUCGCUCCCUGCUUCUCCAUCUAGUUGUUCAGCCCAGCCUUCCUGCCGACGCGCUGCACGGUUGACCGAGGAGGAAGGAAAAAAAAAUGUCUCAGGCGGACAAAAUGAAGCAGGGGCAGUUCACCAACCCAGAGACCCCGGGGUACGUUGGAUUUGCCAACCUUCCAAACCAGGUUCAUCGCAAGUCCGUCAAGAAAGGUUUUGAGUUCACUCUCAUGGUUGUAGGUGAGUCUGGCCUUGGAAAAUCCACCUUGAUCAACAGCCUCUUCCUUACUGAUCUUUACCCUGAGAGAGUCAUCCCCGGAGCAGCAGAAAAGAUCGAGAGGACGGUUCAGAUCGAAGCGUCAACGGUAGAAAUCGAGGAGCGAGGAGUGAAGCUCCGCCUCACGGUUGUAGAUACUCCAGGAUACGGAGACGCCAUCAAUAGCCAAGACUGUUUCAGCACCAUUAUCGCCUACAUCGAUGACCAGUUUGAGCGCUACCUCCACGACGAAAGUGGCCUUAACCGGAGACACAUUGUUGACAACAGGGUUCACUGCUGCUUCUACUUCAUCUCCCCUCUUGGCCAUGGCCUGAAGCCUCUGGAUGUGCAGUUCAUGAAGGCCAUCCACAACAAGGUGAACGUGGUUCCCGUCAUCGCCAAGGCCGACACGCUCACCCUCAGAGAGAGGGAGAGGCUGAAGCGCAGGAUUCUCGAUGAGAUCGAUGAGCAGGGCAUCAAGAUUUAUCACCUUCCUGAUGCCGAGUCAGAUGAAGAUGAAGACUUCAAGGAGCAGACCAGAAUCCUCAAGGCCAGCAUCCCAUUUGCAGUGGUGGGGUCCAACCAGCAGAUUGAGGCCAAAGGGAAGAAGGUCAGGGGCCGCCUGUACCCGUGGGGCGUGGUGGAAGUGGAGAACCCAGAACACAAUGACUUCCUGAAGCUGCGAACCAUGCUGAUAACCCACAUGCAAGAUCUACAGGAAGUAACCCAGGACCUGCACUAUGAGAACUUCCGCUCAGAUCGCCUCAAACGGGGUGGCAGGUUGUCAUCACACGGUUACGUUCUGCCUCUGUCUCCUGCGAAGGCGCCGGAGCCAGAGGAAAUGGACAAGGACAUGAUCCUGCAAGAGAAGGAGGCCGAGCUGAGGAGAAUGCAAGAGAUGAUCGCCAAGAUGCAGGCCCAGAUGCAGAAUCAAGGAGAGGGAGACGGUCAACAUUUGUAAAAAACCUUUGGUGGUUAAAUGACCGACGAGCAACGGACCCCCUAAUGUUUGCCACUUUUGAUCUUUUAGCUCCACAUAGGACUUGAAGUCAUUUUUUUAUACAAUUAGUUGGGUAUAUUCAAUGUUAUGUUUAUACAUUCACAUUUAAAUAUUCAUUUUCUUCUUUUAUGUAUCUUUUUUUUUAAUGUAGUGAAAUGAAGUGAAGUCAUCCAUGUACCGAGAUGGUGGCGCAGAAGUUACUGGGAUGUUCUGUUACAUUUAUUUAAUUUUUAUUACUUCUGUUCAGAAAGCCAAAGUGUUGCUGCAUCUGUUCAGUGGUUUGUGAAGAAUAAUUGGGAGAUCCAACUAAUGUGACAACUAUAUAAAAUGGCUAAACCCCCAUUAGUUUUUAACCCGUUGUUACCCAGAUGUGACUGCCAUUAACCGGGACCUUUCCUGCUCUCUGAUGUCUCCCACUUUAAAAGCUUGCAGCCUCAGGCAGACCCUGUGCUGUUGUACCCAGUAGUGCUGUUCUCAGAUCAGCGUAGCCAUAUAAAACUGCCUUUCACUGUGCUUAAGCUCUGAGCUGAGCUCCGACAGUCUUCCUGUGCACCCGACUACCACGCCGUGCGUUUGCUCCAAGCAGCCUCUCCGGGUUCAAGCGAAGGCCAAUCAGCAGUAGCGGCGAGCGAGUUCUAGGUUUGGUUGAUGCAGCGAUUUUUGGGAUGGUACGAGCACGUCCCGUCUGCUGAGAACUUAGCAGUACUGUGGUCACAGAGGAUGACCCAAUGAGAUCUGUGUAGCCGACGUUCCCCAAACCAGCCAAAAUGGGAGUUCCUGACAUUCCUCUUUGUGCUGUUUCUACCCAACGUUUUAAGUACCAAAUAUUGUUCUUAAUGCAUAUAUUAUAUACCAAAUGUUUAUUAAACCUUUAACAAUCUAA